Messenger RNA from Zea mays, 5576 nucleotides. RefSeq lists its product as uncharacterized. NCBI's taxonomy places the organism in Eukaryota, Viridiplantae, Streptophyta, Magnoliopsida, Poales, Poaceae. Bases 3336 to 5321 code for a protein of 661 amino acids. The record is from RefSeq and is a predicted model, not a curated record. The transcript is spliced from 16 exons.
UAGAAUUUAACAUAAAUUUGCAUGUAGGCACACCAAGGUAUAUCAACAAGGAGUGAAUGGUUUCUUAGCUUUUGCAUUUAGGAAUUCAGCUAUAGGCAACAAAAUAUUAUGCCCUUGUAAAAGGUGUUUUAACUCAUUUUGGAGAGAGGCAAGUGAAGUACGUGAACACUUGAUAUGUGAUGGGUUUAUAAAAGGGUACAAAAUAUGGAACUUACAUGGAGAAGCUAGCUCCUCUUCUGUUAAUCAAGGGAUUGAGGCUACGGAGGAGUCUAACGAAGAUGAUGACAUAUCAGAUUUGCUUAGAGAUUUAGUUGCCGGUUUAGAUGAUAGAGGUGAUUUUGAGGACAAUAGUUCUGUUAUUGAGCCUUGUGAAGAGCUAGUUUCCAUCCAAAAAUUGGUCGCAGAAAAUAGCAAAGAGUUAUAUCCCAGUUGCCAGAAAUAUACACAAUUGCGUUUCCUAAUUAGAUUACUCCACAUCAAACUCCUUGGAGGAUGGACCGAUAGAUCUAUGAACCUGCUACUAGAUCUACUUAAUGAUGCCCUUCCUGAGGGUUCAACACUCCCUAAAAGCUUUUAUGAAGCUAAGAAAUUGGUGAAAUCUAUAGGAAUUGGGUACAACAGUAUUCAUUCAUGUCAAAAUGAUUGCAUUCUCUAUUGGAAGGACAAUGAAAAUUUGGAUUCAUGCCCAAAAUGUAAGGUUUCACGGUGGAAAUCAAUACGAAAGAGUCUAGAUGGGAAACAUAUCUACAAAGUCCCUAAAAAGGUUCUCCAUUAUUUCCCAAUCAAGAAAAGACUCCAAAGGUUAUUUUUGACCUCUAAAAUGGCAAGUCUAACUAGAUGGCAUGAUGAGGACCGGAAAAAAGAUGGUUUGCUAAGGCAUCCUGCAGAUUCACCUUUAUGGCAGAACUUUGACCAAAAACAUCCUAACUUUGCUGCAGAUAGCCGUAAUAUCCGCCUAGCAUUUGCAACUGAUGGCUUUAAUCCAUUUAGGAGCAAGAAUGUUAGCUAUAGUGUAUGGCCUGGUAUUUGUAUUCCCUACAACUUUCCACCUUCAAUGUGCAUGAAGCAAUCAAAUUUUAUCCUUUCUUUGCUGAUUCCUGGUCGAAAUGGACCUGGUAGUGCGAUGGAUGUCUAUUUUCAACCCCUUGUUGAUGAUCUGCUAGAUAUGUUUGUCAAUGGAGUUAGAACUUAUGAUGCUUCAAAGGGUGAGUUCUUCAAUUUGCGAGCAGCAGUAUUGUGGACUAUUACUGAUUUCCCAGGUCUAGGGUACACGUCCGGAUCUGUCACCUCUGGUGAAGCAGCAUGUCCUGAUUGUCACUACCAUACUUGUUCACUUAGACUUAGUAAUGGCAGCAAGACUUGCUUUAUGGAUCAUCGUAUAUUCUUGCAUGAAAACCACCCAUUUAGGUUUGAUGCUGAUAAAUUUGGUGGCAAAACUGAGUUUAGGCCAGCACCUACUCCGCUUUCCGGAGAACAAAUUUUAGAGUGCACUAAAGAUCUUAAUCCAAUUUUUGGCAAGGAUCCAUCCGGAAAAAACAAGCAAAGCGCAAGAGACGCAAGGAAGGGGAACCAUUAGUCAUUUUUAAAAAGAGAUCUAUUUGGUUUAAACUCCCAUAUUGGAAAGAUUUAAUGUUGCGACAUAAUUUUGACUUCAUGCACAUAGGGAAGAAUGUGAGUGAAAGCUUAAUUAAUACAUUUUUGGGCACAGAUGGAAAAUCGAAGGAUAACUUGAAUUCUCGGUUGGACCUUCAAGCUCUAGGCAUUAGAGGUGAUCUUCACCCCAUUGAAGUUGAAGACCAAUAUUAUUUACCACCUGCACCUUACUCAAUGAGUUCUAAUGAGAGAAAGCUAUUCUGUCAAGUACUAAAAGGGGUGAAGUUUCCUGAGGGUUAUGCAUCUGAUAUACGGCAUAAUGUACAUGUUAAAGAGAAAAAGGUAUUUGGCCUUAAGAGUCAUGAGAGCCACAUAAUUCUACAACACCUGCUGCCGCUUGCUGUGAGAAAAAUAUUGCCUGAGGUGGUCAGCGCUGGAGUGAUUCGUAUAAGUAAUUUUUUCAAGAAACUUGCAUCACCUGUCAUUCGAAUCAGCGAUAUGGAAAGUCUUGAGGCUGAUAUAGCUGAAACAUUGAGCUUUCUUGAGAUUGUAUUCCCACCUUCUUUUUUUGAUAUUAUGGUACACUUGAUGGUACACCUUCCUACCCAAGCAAGGAUAGCUGGUCCAGUCCAUUUCCGUAGCAUGUGGCCAGUAGAGAGGUAUUUGAUGAGAUUGAAGGGUUCUGUUCAUACAAAAAGCCAUUGUGAGGGAUCAAUUAUGGAGUGGUCUUUGUUUACUGAGUGCCUUACAUUUUGUGCUCGGUAUUUACAUGGUGAGACUCAUUUGAACCAUCAACUUAGAGAUGAUGAACAAUAUAGUACAACUCCUUUCUUCCAUUGCAUUGGUCGAGGAUUAGCUGGGAAGUGCACAGUGAAUUUAGACCACAAAACAUGGCUACAAGCCCAUAGAUACGUCUUGUUCAACUACGACAAUAUAGGUCCUUACUUGGACAAGCAUGCUCACUAUCUCUCCUCAAUUGGGGUUCGAAAUAAACGAGCGGUCAACCGCAUGCAGCAUGAAUCCUUUCAUGAGUGGUUUAGGUUGCAUGUGGAAGAAAUUGGUGAAGAAGCACCACAUGAGAUAAAAAUUUUAGCUAAGGCACCAAUGAUGGUUGCACGGCAAUAUAGUAGUUAUACCAUUAAUGGGUUCAAUUUCCACACAAAGUCCUAUGAUGAGGGUAGGUCUAUUCAAAAUAGUGGGGUUGUUGUAGUUGCAGAGUCAACAUGCUUUGAAGGGGGCAGAAAUGAUGACAUUAUUAUUGGAAACAAGGCCUAUUAUGGUAUUAUAAAGGAAAUUCUUGAACUAAACUAUCACCACAACGGAAAUGUAGUGUUGUUCAAGUGCGAUUGGGUUGACAAUCGUGUGGAGCACAAAUGGGUAAAAACUGAUCAAUUUGGGAUCACAAAUGUCAAUUUCAAGCAUCUGUUCAAUACCGGUGAAAAAAUAUCAGAUGAACCAUUCAUUCUAGCAUCACAGGCACUUCAAGUAUUCUAUGUUCCUGAUCCGAUUGAUACUGAGUGGGCUGCUGUUGUUCAGUCAAAACCUAGGGACUUGUAUGAUGUGGAUGAUUUGGAGAACGAGCACACAGAUAAUUGUAGUGGACAAGCUAUGCUUUUUCCCGUUCUCAAUGGCAAUGUGACAGUGGAUAUUGUAAGAGGUGUUGUCCCUUCUGUUAGAGCAGAUAUAGAUGGUAUAAUUGUUGGUCCAAAAAAAUCUAAAAAAAAGCUCUACGAAGAGAAAAUAUGAGAAAUGCAAGAAGAAACAUUAAUGAUGCCCCUGUAAAUGCGUACGAGCAGCAACGAAUAGCAAUCAUUGCAGAAAACAAAAGGAAGCUAGCAUCUCUUAAUAUCCCUACUUUGAAGACCGCGGGUCCAUCCGAGAAAAGAACAAAGAGGACUCAUGACACAAGUGUUGUAGCAACUGAAGGUCAUAAUUUACGUGCAAGGCCACAAAGAAACUAUAAUGGGAAUGAAAAUAUACAGAUCGAUGAAGAUCUUGUGAUAAAUCAAUCAGAUGGAGACUUUCUAUGUGAUAAUGAAGCAGAUUUUGAAGACAUUCCAAAAAAACGAGCAGGGAAAGGAAGGGGUAUUACUAGGCUAGAUGACAUAUUCGCAAGGAAAUCUGACAUGCCUAAAAUAAAAAUAACACUAAAUGAACAUGGUCAGCCUGUUGGAAAAGAUUGUAGGAAGUUUUCUAGUGCCAUUGGGUGUCUAGUGAGGAAGAAACUAUCAGUUGCAUGUGCUGAUUGGAGGCUGGUUCCUGCUGAAAAGAAGUAUGAAGUUUGGACAAGCAUUAAGGAAAUCUAUGACAUCGAUGAUGCUGCCUUCAAUUGGUUCCUUGCUAGUGCCGGGAGAAAAUGGAAGGAAUUCAAGGCAACCCUAAAGGAGCAAUACUUUAAUGAGAAACUAACAAAUGAGGAGCUGAAGACAAAAGUUGGUGACAGAGUUGAUGAUGAUGCUUGGAAUUUUCUCACAGAAUAUUGGAUGUCUCCUAACUUUGAUGCUCGCACGGAAAUUGCCAAGGUCAAUCGCUCAAAGUUGGAGCAACAUCAUACAUCUGGCAGUAAAAGCUUUGCUUGUUCUGGUCAUGAAAUGGAAAAGAAACUAGGGCGUCCUCCUCGAAGAGAUGAACUUUAUAUCAAAACACAUACAAGAAAAAAUGGAGUUCCCUUGGGUCCAGCAGAACCAAUAAUUAACAAACUUAAAGCAAUAGUUGAAGCACGUCCAGAGUUGAAGGAAAGAUCAAUUCAACAAGGUGAUGCCUUUGCUGCCGUUUGUGGAGAAAAGGAACCAAGAGGACGGGUUCGUGUUUUGGGUCUAGGUCCAACUCCUCAAGAAGUUGGUACCCCUGGGUUGAAGUGCUACACACCAACAAGACUUCAAAUGGAAGUUUUUGCUCGCAAAAAGCUUGAAAGUGAGAAAGCAGCCUUAGAAAAACGUAUAGCGGAUAUGCAAGAGGAAAUGAUGGAACGAGAAAAGCAAAAUGUUGAAAUGGGAUCACACAAUGAUUCAAAUUCAAGACUCCAUUCGCAGAGCCCAAGAGAGGAGCAUAUUCACCAGGCGCAUGAUGCUCAGUUCCAAGAAGAUGAUGCUUCUCUAGAUAACCAUUGUGAAGAGGAUGAGUACGUGUUUCUCCCCAGGGGUGGUAAUAUUCGCCCUACAAGCGUGACCACAACUAGGCCAAGAAUUGUUUCUGCGACUCGCUUUUCACAUGAUGCACUUGUUGGGGAAGAUGGUGCACAAACAUCUGUACCACCCAAUGAAUGCAACCCGAUUCAACCUAAAAGAGCAACCACAUCAGUCUGGCCUAGAAAUGAUGCUGCCACUCGCUUUUCACAUGAUGUUCGACCAAGAAAUGAUGCUGCCACUCGCUUUUCACAUGAUGUUCAGCUAAGAAAUGAUACUGCCACUCACUUUUCACAUGAUGCACUAGUUGGGGAAGAUGUGAUACUCUAUGCAAUGUUGAGAUCUGAUCCUGUGGCAAAGGGAACAAUUACUUCAACUAAUCCAAACACUGUGCUAGGAGGUGAAAAUCUUGGAACACAAUUUUGUGAAGUAGUUGUGAAUGUUGUGCUAAAAAGGGACGCAGAUCUACCUCGCCCUUAUGACCAUAUGGAGACCAUGGGUGAUGCUUAUAUGAUGCCUGUUGCAUGGCCAUACAAGAGAAUGAAGGUCAGCAAGGCUUCCAAAUCAUCCCAUGUUGCUACUGGUAAUUCUGGGAUAUGCUAGGUAGCACAUUUGAUGGACCAGCUGACAGCAACUUGUUCAAACAGCAAGCAUAUGGUGUAAUGGAGAAGGGUUGUCUUCUUAGUUUGCAGCUUUUGGGUUUCUUACAUUAAGACUGUAGUUGUAGCUUUUGGGUUGCAAGCAUAUGGUGUAAUGGAGAAUGGUUAUAGCUUUUGGGUUGUUGUGUUGACAACUGUAAUAGUACUGACUGUGUGCUGUUUGGAAGCGACAAUGCACUUUUGCUGCUUGUGCUUGGUA